Molecule: messenger RNA, 1653 nt
Organism: Closterium sp. NIES-65
Lineage: Eukaryota; Viridiplantae; Streptophyta; Zygnematophyceae; Desmidiales; Closteriaceae
Source: the annotation of a GenBank genome assembly
AUGGCUACCCCUAGUGUCCUAGCUUUUGACGCUGAGGGUCGCGCCAUUGACUUUGAGGUCUGGGUCGACGACCUGCAGCUGUUCUUACAGUGCGAUAGGGCAGACGGUCUUUCUCUCUUUGACCUCACCUCUAGCGCCGUCCCUGCCCCUGCUGCUGAUGCUGACGCCACUGUUCGCUCACGGUGGGCCACGCGCGAUGCUGCUGCACGUCUUGCUGUGCGUCGCCACCUGCCUACCGCUGAGCGCGCGCACUUUAGCCAGUACAAGAGUGCCCGGACCUUGUACGACGCUGUAGUUGCGCGCUACUCCUCCCCUGCCAUUGCUGCACUGAGCCGCCUCAUGCUCCCCUUCCUCUUCCCUAACCUUGCCGCCUUUCCCACUGUUGCUGAUCUCAUUACGCACCUCCGCACUAGUGACACUCGCUACCGCGCUGCGCUUCCUGCUGACUUCUGCGCCAAGAACCCCCCCCCCAUGUACAUCACUCUCUACUUUUUAGUCACUCGCCUCCCUGACUCCCUUCGUGUAGUCCGGGACCACUUCCUCGCGGUCUGUCCCACCACCCUCACAGUCGACAGCCUCGAGAAGGCCCUCCUAGCGGCGGAGAAGAGCAUAGUCGCUGUAGGAGCCUCUCGAGGUGACCCCCGCGCCCCCAUCUUUGAGGGGUGUUCUCCUUCCCCUCUCCUGCCCUCUGUCGCCUCUGCCGCUGCGGCCGACCUCGUUGGUCUUGAGUCGGUCGGUGCGGCGUCUGCCCCUAGCGGGAGACGCCGCUCUGGCAAGGGCAAGGGGGGCAAGGGAGCGGGUGGGGCCAGCGGGGGCGGUGGAGGUGGAGGUGGAGGCGGUGGAGGUGGUGGCGGGGGUGGGGGUGCUAGUGGCGGCAGUGGAGGCGGGGGUAGCAGCGGCGGUGGUGGUGGGAGCGGAGGUGGCGGAGGCGGCGGCGGUGGAGGCGGAGGCGGGGGCGGUGGAGGCGGAGGCGGGGGUGGCGGUGGUGGAGGUGGUCGGAGUGGCACUUCGCAGCGGAGCAGCACUGGGGGUGGUCAGCGCCAGCAGCAGCGUUCUCGCGACGUCCCCACCCCUCAGCAACUCCGUGAGUGGUACACGCAGCGUCAGCGUGGUGGGGGUUUUGGUCCCUGCACCUACGUUCUUCGCACUGGCGACCGUGCUGGAGAGCAGUGUGGGGGUACCCACACCGCCCAGCGCUGCUUUGGCCGCCUGACGGACGCUUGGCGCCAGCAGUUCCCGGAGGCCGCGGAGAUCCCCCGCUGGGGAGAGCUGUCUAGGGCUGGUGUAGCUAUCUUUGAUCUUGACUUUGAUGCUAUCCUUGCUGCCAUGUAUGCUGUGACCAUUAGUGAUGAGGGUGACUGUUACCGGUGUCUCCAGCCCGACCCGGGCAUUGGUACUGCUGCUCUAGGUGCCAGCGAGGCUUCUGCUCUAGGUGCCAGUGCGUCUGUGCUCUCAGGUACUGGUGAGGCUGCUCUCUCAGGUACUAGUGAGUCUGCGCUCUCAGUCCUCCCGUGUCCGGCGGCUCCCUCUAGCACCCUGUCUGGUCUCUACCUCCCCUCGUUCUCUACGAACUUGGUGAGUGGUGCUGACCUACAGGAUGCGGGAGUCCACCAGUUCACCCCUGCUCGUCAGCGGGUGACGCACUCCACAUAG